AGAAUCGAUUGCAUCACCGUGGACUGGACUUGUUUGAUAGCCGUUAAACUAAUCCCUCCUUUCAAAGAGUGCGUCCUCGCGUUAGUUUGCGACUCUACGUCUACGUCUACAGGAACGCGCUCACAGGCCAAGCACACGCACUGUCGUGGAUGCAAGGUCCGAUCCCACUUCUGACACCAGUGUAAUUAAACAGCAGGGAGCAGGUCUCGAACCCUCGACCUUCUAAGCCCCCGGUCCGGCGCGCUAUCGACUGUGCCGCAAAAGCAUGCUCGUACGGCAGAAUCGAUUUCCGCGUUUAUAAACAGUAUUAUUGAGCCUGGAAUCUGAGGAAUCCAGCGGACAGACAGGUUUGGUAGCAUGUAAAUAAGUAUGUUCUUGAGUUAGUUGAUGCACGGCACGGUAGCAAGUUCCUCGAUGUACAGUUGAAGUCGGAGGUUUACAUACAUCUCAGCCAAAUACAUUUAAACUCAGUUUUUACAAUUCCUGACAUUUAUUCAAAGUAAAAAUUCCCUGUCUUGAGUUAGUAUCACCACUUUAUUUUAUGAAUGUGAAAUGUCAGAACAAUAGUAGAGAGAAUUAUUUAUUUCAGCUUUUAUUUAUUUCAUCACAUUCCCAGUGGGUCAGAAGUUUACAUACACUCAAUUAGUAUUUCGUAGCAUUGCCUUUAAAUGGUUUAACUUGGGUCAAACGUCAGGUAGCCUUCCAUAAACUUCCCACAAAUUGGGUGAAUUGUUUGUACAGCUGAACAUGGUACCUUCAGGCAUUUGGAAAUUGCUCCCAUGGAUGAACCAGACUUGUGGAGGUCUACAUUUUUUUUUCUGAGGUCUUCGCUGAUUUCUUUUGAUUUUCCCAUGAUGUCAAGCAAAGAGGCACUGAGUUUGAAGGGCUCAUAAUGGCUGAAAUGGAGCAUCCUACACAGCAAGGAGUCUGCAGGAUGAUAAGCUAUUGCACAUUGGUCUUGUGUCUCAUGCCACAGAUGACAUGGGCUAAAGUGAGCUACAAGUAAGGGGAUCCCAAAACCCUACAUUUCAACAAAGUUGGUCCUUACCACAACCCCCAGAGAACAUAUCAUUACUACAUGUUGUCUGUUUGCAGGCCAUAAGAGGACCAUGAAUGCAUAUGAAUAUGCAAAUAUAUGACUAAUGAUUUUAUGCUUGUAUGGCUCUUCAGUUAACUGAACUGUAUGUUAGCAGUACUGUAUAUAAUAUCUCUAUGAGGACUUAGCAUAUAAUGUCUGAGAAACUUUUCUCCCCACGUGCUCCAUAAGUCCCUUACUGUGGGAGAAGUGCUUGAUGGAGAUUGGAUGACAGAGUCCCUGUAUAAAAUCAAAUUCUGUGAGAAUACAGGAAAAAAAAAAGUCACUGCCAUCUAAGUCUAACAGAGAAAGAGGUGGACCAGCUCCGAGAGGCCAUAGAGGAGCCGUAUUACUUUGAGUUUGUCCUGGAUGACAUUACCACCUGGGGCUUUGUGGGAUACAUGGAGGAGAGUGGCUUCCUGCCUCAACGUCAUUAGGAGGGUCAGUCGGUCGUUCUUCAGUUCUAUCUCCCUUUACAUCCCAGUACAGACCCAUGUCUACGGGCUCUGUCUGUCUGUCUGUCUGUCUGUCUGUCUGUCUGUCUGUCUGUCUGUCUGUCUGUCUGUCUGUCUGUCUCUGUCUGUCUGUCUGUCUGUGUGUACACAGGUAGGGCUGUGGACACACCUGGACUUCAACAUUGUGUACAACGGCGACUCUGUGAUCUUUGCCAACGUCUCAGUGAAGGACUCCAAGCCAGUGCCUCUGGAGGAGGGUGGCGGUGGCGUCAGACACGGGUUUGUGGGGACAGGCGGCAGGCUGGCACUGUCCUUCACCAACAGCGUGCACUGGUUUGAUAGCCCUCUGACCCACACCCGGCUGGCAGAGAGGCUGAGGGACUACUCGUUCUUCCCCAAGACUCUGGACAUCUCCCUGGUGCUGGUGGUGCUACUGCUGGGCUUUGACAUCAUCCUCAUCCAGGUCCUCAAGAACAACUUCGCCAGGUGACCAAUUAGGUACAAUGUUGAGGAGGGGAGCUGUGAUGAUCUGGACCAAGGGGACAGUGACUGGUAAAUCAUCCAAACGGACGUUUUCCGGGUCCCUCCAUAUAAAAGCCUGCUGUGUGCCGUGUUGGGAGUGGGAACUCAGUUUCUAACCCUGGUGACAGAUACAUGGCCAGUGCCUGGUCUGGACAAUCCUUCUCACUCUUCUCAGGUGACUUGACCGAUUUUAUGUGUGUCUUGUUGCUGUAGGGAUCAUCGUCAUGGCGUUGCUGGGAAUGUUUAACGUGCAUCGUCAUGGUGCUAUCAACUCGGCGGCCAUCAUGCUGUACGCGUUGCCGAGUUGUGUGUCAGGAUACUGCUCCUGUAGCUUCUACACACAGACACGUGGCCAGUGCCUGGUCUGGAAUAUCCUCUACACAGAUACGUGGCCAGUGCCUGGUCUGGAAUAUCCUCCUCUAAACACAGAUACAUGGCCAGUGCCUGGUCUGGAAUAUCCUCUACACACAGGUACAUGGCCAGUGCCUGGUCUGGAAUAUCCUCUACACACAGAUACAUGGCCAUCUGCUGGGUCUGGAAUAUCCUCCUCUACACACAGGUACAUGGCCAGUGCCUGGUCUGGAAUAUCCUCUACACACAGAUACAUGGCCAUCUGCUGGGUCUGGAAUAUCCUCCUCUACACAGAUACAUGGCCAAUGCCUGGUCUGGAAUAUCCUCUACACACAGAUACAUGGCCAGUGCCUGGUCUGGAAAAUCCUCCUCUACACACAGAUACAUGGCCAGUGCCUGGUCUGGAAUAUCCUCUACACAGAUACAUGGCCAGUGCCUGGUCUGGAAUAUCCUCCUCUACACACAGAUACAUGGCCAGUGCCUGGUCUGGAAUAUCCUCUACACACAGGUACAUGGCCAGUGCCUGGUCUGGAAUAUCCUCUACACACAGAUACAUGGCCAGUGCCUGGUCUGGAAUAUCCUCUACACACAGAUACAUGGCCAGUGCCUGGUCUGGAAUAUCCUCUACACAGAGAUACAUGGCCAGUGCCUGGUCUGGAAAAUCCUCCUCUACACACAAUACAUGGCCAGUGCCUGGUCUGGAAUAUCCUCCUCUACACACUGAUACAUGGCCAGUGCCUGGUCUGGAAAAUCCUCCGCUACACACAGAUACGUGGCCAGUGCCUGGUCUGGAAUAUCCUCCUCUACACACAGAUACAUGGCCAGUGCCUGGUCUGGAAUAUCCUCUACACACAGAUACGUGGCCAGUGCCUGGUCUGGAAUAUCCUCUACACACAGAUACGUGGCCAGUGCCUGGUCUGGAAUAUCCUCUACACACAGAUACAUGGCCAGUGCCUGGUCUGGAAUAUCCUCCUCUACACACAGAUACAUGGCCAGUGCCUGGUCUGGAAUAUCCUCCUCUACACACAGAUACAUGGCCAGUGCCUGGUCUGGAAUAUCCUCUACACACAGAUACGUGGCCAGUGCCUGGUCUGGAAUAUCCUCCUCUACACACAGAUACAUGGCCAGUGCCUGGUCUGGAAUAUCCUCUAUAUACAGAUACAUGGCCAGUGCCAGGUCUGGAAUAUCCUCUACACACAGAUACAUGGCCAGUGCCUGGUCUGGAAUAUCCUCUACACACAGAUACAUAGCCAGUGCCUGGUCUGGAAUAUCCUCCUCUACACACAGAUACAUGGCCAGUGCCAGGUCUGGAAUAUCCUCCUCUACACACAGAUGCAUGGCCAGUGCCAGGUCUGGAAUAUCCUCUACACACAGAUACAUGGCCAGUGCCUGGUCUGGAAUAUCCUCUACACACAGAUACAUGGCCAGUGCCAGGUCUGGAAUAUCCUCCUCUACACACAGAUACAUGGCCAGUGCCUGGUCUGGAAUAUCCUCUACACAGAUACAUGGCCAGUGCCUGGUCUGGAAUAUCCUCCUCUACACACAGAUACAUGGCCAGUGCCUGGUCUGGAAUAUCCUCCUCUACACACAGAUACAUGGCCAGUGCCUGGUCUGGAAUAUCCUCUACACAGAUACAUGGCCAGUGCCUGGUCUGGAAUAUCCUCCUCUACACACAGAUACAUGGCCAGUGCCUGGUCUGGAAUAUCCUCCUCUACACACAGAUACAUGGCCAGUGCCUGGUCUGGAAUAUCCUCUACACAGAUACAUGGCCAGUGCCUGGUCUGGACAAUCCUUCUCACUCUUCUCAGGUGACUUGACCGAUUUUAUUUUAUUUUCACUCCAUAUAUAUCGUAAAUGUUAUGUUCCAUAUAUUGUACAUUUAAUGUAUUUUUGUCAAGUCUGGUAGAGUUUCAAUUACAAUAAAACUUUUACACAGUAUGUGUGUAUUUUCAGCA
Messenger RNA from Salvelinus fontinalis (brook trout), 4358 nucleotides. It is a transcript of the gene tm9sf1, whose product is annotated as transmembrane 9 superfamily member 1. NCBI's taxonomy places the organism in Eukaryota, Metazoa, Chordata, Actinopteri, Salmoniformes, Salmonidae. The record is from RefSeq and is a predicted model, not a curated record. The transcript is spliced from 5 exons. Bases 2277 to 3653 code for a protein of 458 amino acids. Gene Ontology annotation, cellular component: membrane.